CCAUGAAAGUCCACUCUUUGAUUUCAUUGAGAGCUGCUUGCGAAAUAAGCACGAAAUGGUUAUUUAUGAAGCUGCUUCUGCUAUCAUCCAUCUUCCCAACUGUACUGCAAGAGAGCUGGCACCUGCUGUCUCAGUUCUUCAACUUUUCUGUAGCUCUCCCAAGCCAGCCUUGAGAUAUGCAGCAGUGAGGACCUUGAACAAGGUGGCAAUGAAACACCCAUCGGCUGUUACUGCCUGCAACCUGGACUUAGAAAACCUGAUCACAGACUCAAACAGAAGCAUUGCUACCCUGGCCAUCACUACACUGCUCAAAACAGGAAGUGAGAGCAGCGUGGACAGGCUCAUGAAGCAGAUAUCUUCUUUUGUGUCUGAAAUCUCAGAUGAGUUCAAGGUGGUGGUUGUACAAGCGAUUAGUGCUCUCUGUCAGAAAUACCCUCGAAAGCACAGCGUCAUGAUGACUUUUCUCUCCAACAUGCUUCGAGAUGAUGGAGGUUUUGAAUACAAAAGGGCCAUUGUGGAUUGCAUAAUCAGCAUUGUGGAAGAGAACCCUGAGAGUAAAGAAGCGGGUCUGGCCCACCUGUGUGAAUUCAUUGAGGACUGUGAACACACUGUUCUGGCUACUAAGAUUCUACACCUACUGGGCAAAGAGGGACCAAGAACCCCGGUGCCCUCUAAGUAUAUUCGCUUCAUUUUUAAUAGGGUAGUUCUGGAGAAUGAGGCUGUCAGAGCUGCUGCUGUGAGUGCUUUGGCUAAGUUUGGGGCUCAGAAUGAGAGUCUUCUCCCAAGCAUCCUUGUACUUUUACAAAGAUGUAUGAUGGAUACUGAUGAUGAGGUCCGGGACCGAGCUACCUUCUACCUGAAUGUGCUGCAACAGAGACAAAUGGCCCUGAAUGCCACAUACAUCUUCAAUGGUCUGACAGUUUCUAUAGCAGGCAUGGAAAAGGCCUUAUACCAAUAUACUUUGGAGCCUUCAGAAAAACCCUUUGACUUGAAGUCGAUUCCUCUUGCUAUGGCUCCUCUCUUUGAACAGAAGUCAGAAAUCACACUUGUGGCUCCUAAGCCAGAGAAGUUGGCGCCUUCCAGGCAAGAUAUUUUCCAAGAACAACUGGCUGCCAUUCCUGAGUUUAUGAAUCUAGGACCCUUGUUCAAGUCUUCUGAGCCUGUUCAGCUUACAGAAGCAGAGACAGAAUAUUUUGUUCGUUGUAUCAAGCAUAUGUUUACCAACCAUAUUGUAUUCCAGUUUGACUGUACCAACACUCUAAAUGACCAACUGCUAGAGAAAGUGACGGUGCAGAUGGAACCAUCAGAUUCCUAUGAGGUGCUGUGUUGCAUCCCAGCCCCCAGCCUCACUUAUAAUCAACCAGGAAUAUGUUACACACUUGUUCGUUUGCCUGAUGAGGAUCCUACAGCAGUUGCAAGCACCUUUAGCUGUACCAUGAAAUUUACAGUCCGGGACUGUGACCCUAACACUGGAGUUCCGGAUGAAGAUGGGUAUGAUGAUGAAUAUGUGCUAGAAGAUCUUGAAGUGACUGUGUCCGACCAUAUCCAGAAGGUACUGAAACCUAACUUUGCUGCUGCCUGGGAAGAGGUGGGAGAUACCUUUGAGAAAGAAGAAACGUUUGCUCUCAGCUCUACCAAAACCCUUGAAGAAGCUGUCAACAACAUCAUCACAUUUCUGGGCAUGCAGCCAUGUGAGAGGUCAGAUAAAGUACCUGAGAAUAAGAAUUCCCACUCACUCUAUCUGGCAGGUGUAUACAGAGGCGGCUAUGACUUACUGGUGAGGUCCAGACUGGCCUUAGCAGAUGGAGUGACCAUGCAGGUGACAGUCAGAAGCAAAGAGAGAACACCUGUUGAUGUUAUUUUGGCUUCUGUGGGAUAAGUUCUUACUGGGAAAGAUGAAAUGGAUGUACCUACCCUUCCCUGUCAUUGAGCUUUUAGGCUAGUGGCAUGAAUGUCCCAGAAUCCCACUUAAAGAUUAAUGACUUUGAAGAAGCAAAUCCAGUGUUUGGCCCUAAGCCAGCAGAUCAAGCAAACAUCUGUCCUUGUGCAUGGGUCUCCAUGUUUGGUUUUUCCUUUUUCAUUGUCUCUCAUGUGCAGCUUUGGUAUGACAGUGCAGCUUUGAGUGGUCUUGAAAAUCAGAUACUAUGCUAUACUACAGCUGCUUAGCUUCAUUAUAGUCUUCUAUUUAUGUGUGAAAACGUUUGGCAAUGUUGGAAAAUUUUAUCUCAGAGGGGUGGAGGGGGAGGGGAAGCCAGAAUCCAUUUUUGUCACAAUUCAUUUUUAUUAAUAGAAAAUAAACACUUAUUCCAGUUUCAAAAUUUCUA
Nannospalax galili (Upper Galilee mountains blind mole rat) is the source of this 2324-nucleotide messenger RNA. RefSeq names its product coatomer protein complex subunit gamma 2 (gene Copg2). Gene Ontology annotation, cellular component: endoplasmic reticulum; endoplasmic reticulum-Golgi intermediate compartment; COPI vesicle coat. Gene Ontology annotation, biological process: endoplasmic reticulum to Golgi vesicle-mediated transport; protein secretion; organelle transport along microtubule. Gene Ontology annotation, molecular function: structural molecule activity. NCBI's taxonomy places the organism in Eukaryota, Metazoa, Chordata, Mammalia, Rodentia, Spalacidae. The transcript is spliced from 15 exons. The annotation marks the transcript as partial. The record is from RefSeq and is a predicted model, not a curated record.